This is a messenger RNA of Verticillium dahliae VdLs.17, 455 nucleotides long. RefSeq lists its product as uncharacterized. The coding region runs from base 9 to 311 and encodes 100 amino acids. NCBI's taxonomy places the organism in Eukaryota, Fungi, Ascomycota, Sordariomycetes, Glomerellales, Plectosphaerellaceae. The record is from RefSeq and is a predicted model, not a curated record. The transcript has 2 exons.
GCGUUCACAUGUCCUCGACGACGCCGACGACGAUGCACGAUGGAGGCAGACAAGGCAGGGUGGGGUUCCUCGAGUGGACUCGGUGGGCUCGCUAUCAGGAAGCCAAGACGGUGGUGAUCCUGAUUCACAGAGAAAGAUCUGGGUCCAUUACGAGUCUUCAUCUCGCCAGAAGUCCCAGAGCCCAAGCCCAUGAGCCAGGUGCUGGUAGAAGCGUCGCUGAGGUUAAGGUCAGCCCACAGGAAGUGCCGAUCAUGCCAUCCACGAGGUCACAGCAGCCCUCGCCCGCCGAGAGUCGUACUGUACACUUCUGAAAAGUUCUUGUUGGAUUGGCUCCUGUUGCCAAAUCAGCAUGACGACGACUGCCAAACAGCCUCGUUGACGUGUCUCCCGUUACCCAGGUACCUUAGAUAUGGGCUCUGCCAGAUAAUGAUCCGACCACGACCGGUUUCCCCUUC